Molecule: messenger RNA, 1572 nt
Organism: Ostreococcus tauri
Lineage: Eukaryota; Viridiplantae; Chlorophyta; Mamiellophyceae; Mamiellales; Bathycoccaceae
Product: Transposase, Tc1-like
Exons: 1
Coding region: 1-1572 (523 amino acids)
Biological process (GO): DNA transposition; DNA integration
Molecular function (GO): DNA binding
Source: RefSeq, a predicted model, not a curated record
AUGUUUUGGCCGCGUGGUCUGCUAAACCCAGGCACCGAGCGCUCAGGGGGCGAGGAAGAGCGCACGCCAUCAAGUUUGAAUCGCGCGCCUCGACGGACGAAGUUGCAGGUUCACGGCGACGCGCGCACGCGACCGGUGAGCGAGAGGCUGCGGAAGCGUGAGAAAACACCCUCGCGCACAGUCCUCGGUCCUCUGUUGAGCCCGUUCAAGGCUCCAAGCGGCGUGCGAGAGCGCGGUGGGCGGGAACUGAGCGACACGGAGAGGGUUGCUUUUGCCAAGUGUGUGCACUUUGCCGUGCGUUACGGACAAGCCUCGGUAUCAGAUGUAUGCAAGGAAUGGGGUAUAAGCAAGCCUCAUGGAUACAGGAUCCUACGUCGGUGGCGAGCGGAGGGAAACGUUGAUUCUCGACCGAGAAGUGGGCGCCCGCGUGCAUUGACGGAGGAUGACAUGAAGACGCUCGAGAAUCUGUCAGAAGAGCUCCAAGGUUACUUCACGUGGGAAUCGCUCGCGAAGCGGUUCACGGAGAGAACAGGUAAGCGCGUGGCGUAUAAAACAGUGUAUAAUUUUUGUAAAGCAGCUGGCUGGCGCCAAGUGUGCGAGCGUUAUGUACCUUGCCUCAGCGCUAAAGACGUGCAGAGAAGAUUGGAGUGGGCAAAGCAGCAUCUUGAUUACACUUGGACGGGGACGGAAAACUUGCGAUACCCGAACGUAGCUAAGAGCAAAAAAGUAGGAUGGAUCGAUAUUGACGAGAAAUGGUGGGAUAUGCUGCGCAAGCGAGCGGUGAAGGUGUACCCAGGACAACAACGGCGAACAAGGGUGCCAACGAAGAGCAAGCGUUUUGUUCAAAAAGUGAUGGGCCUGUGCGCCGUUGCGCGACCGUGCGGCGACUUCGACGGACGAAUAGGAAUGUAUCGCUGCGCAAAAAAAAAGGUUGCGCAGCGAAACAGCAAGUUUCACAAACGAGGAGACGUGUAUGAUGAAGACUGUGAUGUUGACGCAGACAUCUUCUACGAGUUAGUCACCGAGAAGUUGAUCCCGGACAUCUAUAGGAAAAUGGCAGACUUUGACAUAGUCUUUGUACAGAUGGAUGGCGCACGGCCUCAUGUGAAGUGCAUGGACGCUUUAAACGCUGCUGGAAAGGAACGGAAGCGCAUCGAUGGGAAGCAAAUGCCAAUGAUAAAAUUUGUGUUACAACCGGCCAACUCGCCGGACACCAACUUGAACGAUCUCUGCUUCUUUAGGUCGCUAUCAAAGUUCGUUCAAGAGCACGAACGUGAGAUCGAACACAGCGCCGCCAAUAAGGACGAGUUUUGGAACCUCGUGGUGGAGCAAUACCAUGAAUAUCAUGACCGCGAGAGACUUCAGAGAUGCUGGGAUGUCAAAACUGCAGUCACUAAAUGCAUCCUCGACGCCAACGGGACGAACGAUUACAAGCUACCGCACGGCAUCAAGCACGAGGAACCCAUUUCUGUCGAUCUUUCCUUGGAUUUGGACGACGCAAACGAUCCGGUGGCGCGCACUUUGGACUACGAAGAUCUGCAUGCCUCACUCCCUUCUUCUCUCCCACGAUAA